This is a messenger RNA of Hibiscus syriacus, 1267 nucleotides long. RefSeq names its product histone-lysine N-methyltransferase, H3 lysine-9 specific SUVH1-like. The transcript has 2 exons. The coding region runs from base 441 to 914 and encodes 157 amino acids. Lineage: Eukaryota; Viridiplantae; Streptophyta; Magnoliopsida; Malvales; Malvaceae. The record is from RefSeq and is a predicted model, not a curated record.
UAAGCCCUCCCAAUUCCCAUCUAUUUCUCCAAGUCGAUUCAGUCUUCUUCACGUCCAUGAUCUUCUUCUUUAGAUAAUAGCUUGGUUUAGAACAUAAAGAGUCAAUAAUGGAGAAAAAUGAAGUGGGUGUUUAUUGGGUUUGAAGAAGAAAGGGGAAAUUAUUGGUUCAAAAGGGCUGAUUUUGUGUAGUUUUUGUGGUUUAGUGCAUAAAACAAGUGAAGAACUGAAGUGGGUGUUUUCCUGGUUUUGAAGAGGUAAGGUGAUUCUUUUGUUCAAAGUGGUGAUCUUUGUAUAAUUUUGGUUCUCUCAGGAGCUCGGUUUAGUUCGUAAACCGGUCCAGGUUGAAAUUUUCAGUUUGAAGGACUGAUCUUUGUGUAAGUUUGGUUCACAUUGGUGCUUUGUGUAGUGCAUAACUUUGGUUGAGAAGAUUUUUGUUUGGAAUGGAAGGGGUGAUGGGUGGAAACACUGCUCAAACAAGUUCAAUCAAUAAAUCCCAAGUUCUGGAUGUAAAACCGGUUCGCACUUUGGUUCCUAUAUUCCCGGGGCCGUCCGAGGGUGCUCCUUUUGUUUGUGUAUCUCCUAACGGCCCUUUCCCGUCCGGGUUUUCGCCCUUUUUCCCAUUUAGCGGAUCAAGCCCUAACCAAAACGGUGUCAAUCCAACUGCUUCACCGAUUCGGCCGUUCACGGUCGAACCUUCUAAUGGCCAAAACGUAUCACCGAUGGCUGCACAUGGCAAUCAAGGACAGAAACCGGCUACACCGAUGGCUGCACAUGUUAAUCAAGGACAGAAACCGGCUACACCGAUGGCUGCACAUGGUAAUCAAGGACAGAAACCGGCUACACCGGUGGUGGAUGGACAUGGUAAUCCUAUCAAGAAAAGGGGUAGGGGAAGACCGAGGACUCGGUUUCCUUAGUAGCUGCUGCUCGGUAAUCUCAAUCCUGGAAUUAGUGUAUCUGAACAAUAAGAUGUUAACAUGGAUGAAUAUGUUGGAAAACUUGGGCUUUUAGGUUUUGUGCAUUUAGGAGAACAGAUUAGCCAAAAGGAAGAUGCUGAAAACGAAUAGAAUAUUCCGACAUCAUUGGAUACAGGGUUGUGGAUCGAUACGAGAAAGAUGAUCGGGCCUGUUCGGUGUCGGAAUCGUAGGCGGUCGUUUUCUUCCUAAUGGUGAUUUACAGGGAGAGCUUGUACUAUCCGUUGAGAUCCUUGUGUCUGUUUUCGAAUUUGUGUAGACUCCGGGUUUACACGAGUACUUUAAGUAAAAUGAAG